CUGUAAUGUAUGGAUGCGAGGCUUAAUCGCCCUAAUGCGACCCUGAGAAACAUGAUGAUGCUAAUAACGCUGAUAAUCGCUCAUUAAUAGCUUACUGACUGAGUCGUGAUCGAACCCAGCGCUGGGUAAAGACUCGUCAGUGCUCUACGUGACCUGAUGGGCGUGUUGACCGCACGAUGUACAGAAGGAAGUUGUGCAAGUGCAAAACCGAAAGUAAGGGUUGCAGCAAGCUGAGAAGCGAGAAAACAGGAACUCAGCCCACUGAACUCGUCCUGGCUGCUUUGUUUCUCAGUGAUACAGAAUGACCAACGUCUCCACAGUGCUGGUAAACCAUCUCUACGAGCUCAAAGAGGAAGAAUUUGAAAGGUUUAAAUGGUACAUGACAAAGGACGUGGCAAUAGGCUUUGACCCUAUACCUAAGGGUAAGCUGGAGAAAAAAACCAGAGAAAACGUUGUAGAUCUGAUGAAGAGUAACUACAUGUCGGACACGGGGAAGAUUGCCGUGAAGAUUCUUAGGGAGAUGCAACAGAACAAUCUCGCCGAGCAGCUAGAAGAAAAACUUGCAAAAGUACAAGAGAAGACGGACCAGGCAGAUGGUGUUGUCUCUUGUCCAGCUCAGGCUCCUGUUGCAGCUGUGGGUCCUGCGGCUCCUGGGGCCCCUGGGGUGCACCAGACCAUCACGGCUGACAGUAGCAGCAAGGUCACGGCCCCUGUUCUUUGUGGAAGCCAGUUCAGUGGCCCGGUGAAUUUGACCUUCAAUUAAUGAAAACAUUAAAUGCAUUUUUACCAGGACGACACUGGCAGCAUCAACAGACCAAAACGAUGAACAGAAGUUUCAUACGCUGUAAUAUACAGUCCUUGUUAUUUUAGAUAUUCUCAUGGAUGUAAUCUACUUUUUACUCACUAACUGUGUAAGACACUGACAAUCACAAGUCAAGUGUUUUUAAAAGUGAAGAGCUAUAAGCUCCAUUAACUUUGUGUUAUCCACCAAUUCUGUAUGUCUGAGCUGAGCCGAGCCAAGAUACAGUGCAGUGAUACAGGAAUUUUUGUUACAGAAAUAGAAGCAAUUAUUUUUGCAAACUAUUAUAUUCAAACUUUUCAAAGUCACAAUAAAUGGUACAUGCUUGAUCUUA
Pygocentrus nattereri (red-bellied piranha) is the source of this 1133-nucleotide messenger RNA. RefSeq lists its product as uncharacterized. The transcript has 3 exons. The coding region runs from base 302 to 763 and encodes 153 amino acids. The record is from RefSeq and is a predicted model, not a curated record. NCBI's taxonomy places the organism in Eukaryota, Metazoa, Chordata, Actinopteri, Characiformes, Serrasalmidae.